AUGCCUCCCCUCAAGCUCAACAGCAAGAACCUCGCCCAGAUCUUCAACGCCGGCAAGGGCCAGAUCAAGGUCCCGACCUACCAGCGCAAUGCCGCCGUCAAGGAGGGCAUCGUCCACAUCGGCGUCGGCGGCUUCCACCGCGCCCAUCUCGCCGUCUACAUCGACCAGCUCAUGCAGAAGCACGGCGUGACCGACUACGCCAUUGCCGGCGUCGGCCUGACCCCCUUCGACAAGAAGAUGCGCGACGUCCUCAAGAGCCAAGACCACAUGUACACCGUCAUCGAGCGCUCCGCAAAGGGCAGCUUCGCCAACAUCGUCGGCUCCAUCAACUCGUUCCUCUUCGCCCCCGAUGACCGCGAGGCCGUCGUCGCCAAGAUGGCCCACCCCGACACCCACAUCGUCUCCCUGACCAUCACCGAAUCCGGCUACUACUACAACGAGAACACGCACGAGCUGCAGGCCGAGCAUCCGGACAUCCAAUUCGACCUCGACCCCGCCAACGAAAAGGCCCCGCGCACCACGUUUGGUUUCCUGUACGCCGCCCUCGCCCGCCGCUUCGCGUCCGGCCUGAACCCAUUCACCGUCAUGUCCUGCGACAACAUGCAGAAGAACGGCGCCAUCACCCGGCACAUGCUCGAGUCGUUCGCCCGCCUCCGCAACCCCGAAAUCGCAGAGUGGAUCUCCAAAAAGGGCCACUUCCCCAACGCCAUGGUCGACCGCAUCACCCCGCAAACCGCACCCGCCGAUAUCACCGCCCUCGCCGACAACUUCGGAAUCCAAGACGACUGGCCUGUUGUGACGGAACCGUUCAUGGACUGGGUGAUAGAGGACCACUUCUGCGACGGACGCCCGCCUUUCGAGAAGGUCGGGGUCAAAGUGGUCAAGGAUCUCCGCGCGGUCGAGGAAUUCGAAAAACACAAGCUCCGCCUUCUGAACGGCUCGCACUCCGCAAUCGGAUACGCCGGCCAACUCGCGGGCUUCCAGUACGUCCACGAGGUCCUAGCCAACGACACCUACAAGAAAUUCCUGUGGCAGAUGAUGCAGGACGAAGUCAAGCCGCUGCUUCCCGAAAUCCCGGGCGUCGAUAUCGACGAGUACUGCCGCACACUGAUCGAGCGCUUCUCCAACCCCACGAUCAUGGACCAGCUCCCGCGCAUCUGCUUGAAUGCGUCCGGGAAAAUCCCGCAGUUCAUCAUGCCCUCCAUCGCCGAGGCGAUCUGGGUCACCGGCCCAUUCCGCCGUCUGUGCUUUGUGGCAGCGGCAUGGUUCAGGUAUCUGCACGGGGUCGACGACGCGGGGAAGAAGUUCGACAUUGAGGAUCCGAUGCUGAGCGAGCUGCAGAGCCGCGCGAAGAAGGGCGGGCUCAAGCCCGAUGAGAUCCUGGGCGUGAAGAGUCUUUUUGGUGAUGAUCUCAGACAGGAUAAGAGGUUCUUAGCGGAGAUUGGGAAGGCGAUGGAGCUGAUUGCCAAGGAUGGCGUGUUGAAGACGAUGCCCAAGUACGUGGACUGA
Molecule: messenger RNA, 1509 nt
Organism: Aspergillus mulundensis
Lineage: Eukaryota; Fungi; Ascomycota; Eurotiomycetes; Eurotiales; Aspergillaceae
Product: mannitol dehydrogenase family protein
Exons: 1
Coding region: 1-1509 (502 amino acids)
Molecular function (GO): mannitol dehydrogenase activity
Source: RefSeq, a predicted model, not a curated record